GGGAGGCGGGGCCGGCCGGCGGCGCGGGGGGGGGCGCGGGGCCGACGCGGAGCGGCCCGAGGCGGUGGCGGCCGCGGGGAGGAGGCGGCGGCGCGGGCCCCGAGCCGCCGAGACACCCGGCCCGCAGCGCGCCGCCCGGAGUUAACCACGUGAAACUUUUCCCCGCGGCCCUCGGCGCCGCAGCUCCGAGCCGGCGCCCCCCCGCCCCCGCCGGAACCGCCGCCCGCGGGGGGGAAGGGGGGGGGAGGCCCGCGGCUGCCCCCACCGCAGCGACGCCGCCCGUCGGGGCGCGGCCGGGCGCGGGCCCCGGGCGAUGGCCGCGGAGCUGGCGAUGGGCGCCGAGCUGCCCAGCAGCCCGCUGGCCAUCGAGUACGUCAACGACUUCGACCUGAUGAAGUUCGAGGUGAAGAAGGAGCCGCCCGAGGCCGAGCGCUUCUGCCACCGCCUGCCGCCCGGCUCGCUGUCCUCGACGCCGCUCAGCACGCCCUGCUCCUCCGUGCCCUCCUCGCCCAGCUUCUGCGCGCCCAGCCCGGGCACCGGCGGCGCGGGCGGCGGCGCGGGCGGCGGCGGCGGCGCGUCUCAGGCCGGGGGCGCCCCGGGGCCGCCGAGCGGGGGCCCCGGCGCCGUCGGGGGCGCGUCGGGGAAGCCGGCGCUGGAGGAUCUGUACUGGAUGAGCGGCUACCAGCACCACCUGAACCCCGAGGCGCUCAACCUGACGCCCGAGGACGCGGUGGAGGCGCUGAUCGGCAGCGGCCACCACGGCGCGCACCACCCGGCGGCCGCCGCGGCCUACGAGGCUUUCCGGGGCCAGGGCUUCGCGGGCGGCGGCGGCGGCGCGGACGACAUGGGCGCCGGCCACCACCACGGCGCGCACCACGCCGCCCACCACCACCACCACCACCACGGCGGCAGCGCGGGCCACGGCCACGGCCACGGCGGCGCGGGCCACCACGUGCGCCUGGAGGAGCGCUUCUCCGACGACCAGCUGGUGUCCAUGUCGGUGCGCGAGCUGAACCGGCAGCUCCGCGGCUUCAGCAAGGAGGAGGUCAUCCGGCUCAAGCAGAAGCGGCGCACGCUCAAGAACCGCGGCUACGCGCAGUCAUGCCGCUUCAAGCGGGUGCAGCAGCGGCACAUUCUGGAGAGCGAGAAGUGCCAGCUCCAGAGCCAGGUGGAGCAGCUGAAGCUGGAGGUGGGGCGCCUGGCCAAGGAGCGGGACCUGUACAAGGAGAAAUACGAGAAGCUGGCGGGCCGGGGCGGCCCCGGGGGCGCGGGCGGGGCUGGUUUCCCGCGGGAGCCUUCGCCGCCGCAGGCCGGGCCCGGCGGGGCCAAGGGCGCGCCCGACUUCUUCCUGUAAGCGCCAGACCCCGAGCCCGCGCCGCCGUCGCCGGGACAAGUUCGCGCAGGCCGCCCGGGGCGGGACUCGGACUCCGCGGUCCCGGACGCGCUGGCCCCGCUGCGAAGUCUGCGGGCGCGGGGCUGGAGGCCCCUUGGCUCCCGGCCCCGGUUCGCGCGCGUUCCGCCCGGGUCGCCGCCCUGACGUUGCGCGGAGGACGGUGAUUUCCAAGGAAACUUGAGCCAGCUCUAACUUCUUUCCGAGCGUCCACUUGUACAUACGUCGAGCGCGGUUCUCCGUUCCCACCGUCGCCCUGGCCGCCGAGGGGCCGCGCAGCCGCCCGUCCCUUCCCGGGGAGCCCCUGCCUGCGCCGGCCCUCCGCCUCCCUUCUCGUUGCUCCUUUGCCUUGCCUUUUUAAACUCCUCCUCCCCCUUUCAAAAUCAGUCUUAUUUUCGAAGUAUUUAUAUUUAUUAUGCUUGGUGAUUACGAAAGAAAACCUCGGAGGAAGCCCCCUUCCUUCCCCAGCCGGCUCCGCCCUCAGUCGCGAGUCGCAGCAUGUGUCGCUCGCCAGCAGAGGCCCGGCCCCUGCCUGCCCCCUCCCCGCCUGCCCCCGACCCUGCUACUGGCGUUCCCUGGGGUGAAGCCAGGGACGUCCCCUGUGCUGUGUCCAGGCCUGCUGUCCUACUAUGCUCAUGGGGGGAGGGGGGUGGGUCCUGUGCUCAGCCGGGUGGGGCUGGCCCGGACCCCGAGCUGCUGUCUCUAUGCACCAGAACGUAUCUAUGACUCCUGGGAAAAUAUAUCUUAUUUUAAUCUUCAAGAGAAGUGAAAGAAAAAAGUAAUGCAGAGUAUUUCUAGCAGAAAAAAAAUUUUUUUAAGCGGAGGCUUUGGCCAGAGCCUCCUGGCAUGGGGCGGGUGGAGAAAGUGUUUUUAUUUUAAUUUAAAUUGUGAUUCGUUUUGUUUGUGGAGUCUUUCUUUAAUGCUUCAUCACUUUUUGGACUACCGGGGAGAGCCAGCGAGGAGGCGGGUGCUCCGGCCCCUGUAGGCUGGGCCGGGCCCCUGGGGGGACCUGCCCAGUUUUCUGGGGCCCUCAGGGGCCUUCUCUGGGAUUGCAGCCGGUCCGCACCCGUCCCUUGAGCACUCGGAGUGGAAGACGCGCCGACUCGUUGAAAGUUUUGUUAUGUUGUUGGUUUUCGUUGUGUUCUUUUUUCAUUUGCUACGAAACUGAGAAAAAGAAAAAAAUACACAAAAUAAACCCGUUUAGAUCCAAGUCA
Saimiri boliviensis boliviensis (Bolivian squirrel monkey) is the source of this 2604-nucleotide messenger RNA. It is a transcript of the gene MAFA, whose product is annotated as MAF bZIP transcription factor A. Gene Ontology annotation, molecular function: structural molecule activity; RNA polymerase II cis-regulatory region sequence-specific DNA binding; DNA-binding transcription factor activity, RNA polymerase II-specific. The record is from RefSeq and is a predicted model, not a curated record. NCBI's taxonomy places the organism in Eukaryota, Metazoa, Chordata, Mammalia, Primates, Cebidae. Gene Ontology annotation, cellular component: nucleus; viral capsid. Gene Ontology annotation, biological process: regulation of transcription by RNA polymerase II; insulin secretion; response to glucose.